AUGAGUUUCAAAGUCAUUUAUCACACCCAUUCGCCGGUCAUUUCCCCUUCUACAAGGAGACUCUGUAUCCUGGACUCGUCAUUCAAUCCACCACACCUGGGCCACUACGCACUGGUAAACAAGUCCAUCACGUAUCCAUACCAUGGCCAGGUGAUGCCAAAGGACUCUGUGGGCGUGCUGCUCAUGUUCAGUGUCAACAACUGUGAUAAGAAGACCCCCAAACCAGCUCCCAUUGAGCACCGUGUGCAGAUGAUGUGCCUGUUGGCAGAUCACAUCAAGCAGGAGAUGGAUGUUCCUGUGUACGUCAUCGUCACUGACCAGCCGAUAUUUGCUGACAAGUCUGUACAGGUUCAGCAGUGGAUUAAGCAGACCGCUGGUGUCGUGGAAGGGUUGCGGUUGACGUUCCUCCUAGGAUUCGAUACGCUAGUGAGGGUGUUUGAUAACAAGUACUACGCGCCAACACCCACAACGGUGGCGUUAGAAGGGUUCAUGAGGCAUAACGAUCUCUUUGCACUUACACGUGACGACGACAAGCAGUAUUCUCUGGAGCAACAGUUGAGCUACGUGGACAAUAUAAGAUCUGGCAAGAACAAAGACUGUCUUCCAGAGUGGAGUGAGCGCAUCUUCAUAGGUGAAGGUGAUCCUUCCUUGCUCAAGGUCUCAUCUUCAAGAAUAAGGGCAUUGAUCGAGAGCGGUGAUACUACUUGGCAAACAGAGACCAUACCGUCAAUUGUUGAGUUUAUUCACGAGAGCAAGCCCUACGAGUAA
Messenger RNA from Williopsis jadinii, 768 nucleotides. It is a transcript of the gene POF1, whose product is annotated as nicotinamide-nucleotide adenylyltransferase. Bases 1 to 768 code for a protein of 255 amino acids. NCBI's taxonomy places the organism in Eukaryota, Fungi, Ascomycota, Saccharomycetes, Phaffomycetales, Wickerhamomycetaceae. The record is from RefSeq and is a predicted model, not a curated record. Gene Ontology annotation, cellular component: cytoplasm; nucleus. Gene Ontology annotation, molecular function: nicotinamide-nucleotide adenylyltransferase activity; ATP hydrolysis activity. The transcript has a single exon.